Messenger RNA from Dunckerocampus dactyliophorus (ringed pipefish), 1516 nucleotides. It is a transcript of the gene odr4, whose product is annotated as odr-4 GPCR localization factor homolog. Gene Ontology annotation, cellular component: endomembrane system. Gene Ontology annotation, biological process: intracellular protein localization. The record is from RefSeq and is a predicted model, not a curated record. The transcript is spliced from 14 exons. Bases 146 to 1456 code for a protein of 436 amino acids. Lineage: Eukaryota; Metazoa; Chordata; Actinopteri; Syngnathiformes; Syngnathidae.
CCCACCACAAACUGUCAGGAUUUGCAGUCAGUCCCUUGUCUUUUAAUGUAUAUUUUUGCAUGUGCCCUCCUUAUUGUAUGCAUUUUCGACACGGUACAUUGAUUGGCCAUUGUUCAAGGACGUUCCCGUGACCGUCUAUCGCAACAUGGGCCGCGGUUACACAGUAGACGAUACCGUGGAGGUAUAUCUCUCCAAACUGUGUGAUCAGCAAGCAGAUAACAUCACAGGUCUGCUCAUUGGACAGAGCUCACCUCAAAGGGAUUUUGUUGUCAUGGCAUGCAGGACACCUUCAAGGCACGAGGGCCUUGUUGGUGUUGGAAAGACCUUGGACAAGGAGUGGAUCAACGAGCAUGCUAGACAGGUGUCCAGAAUGUUGCCUGGGGGUUUGUCUGUUUUAGGAGUCUUUGUCAUCACUGAUGCAGAUGCCAAGGACACAUUAACUUCACUUCGGCAGCUGGUGUUCACGGUGCAGAGUCUGAUAUCUUCUGAGCAUGUGUGGAAGCCCGCCGAUGAUGAUGUCACGGACUGCCUCACGCUGCACAUCAACCCCAAAACCAGAAAAAUUAUGUGCAGGACCUUUGAUACCAAAGAUCCCAAGAGUAUGGCCAAACCCGCUGAUUGGAAAUACCAGCCAGGCAUAUGUUCCUUCUGGUCCAUGGUGACUUGUUCUGUAAAUGUGGACUUAUUGGUUCCGCUUCCAGACAGAAGCAUCUGUUCAGAGAGCAUGGAUAAGUGUCUUAAGGAGGCACUGAAAGUGUGGGCGCACCAGAUAGAGAAUGCAGUCUGUCUGAUUGACGGCACGCAGCUGCCAGAGGAUGCGGAGCUCGCAGCAGGACAGAAGAGGAACAUGAGACAGACGUUUGCCGCUAAGCUGCUCAUCACACCGGAAGAGCACAGGUUAACAAAUAUGGUCCGGCCGUGCGGAGGCAGCUUGUCAGUCAGAGGGACCAUCCACAGCCGAGCUUACCUGCACAGCAACAAACCCAAGGCCAAACUGGCGGAGAAGCUGCUUAAGAGAGACGUGCUCUCUUCGAUGGUCACCAGAGUUCACAUGUUGCUUGAAGAGCUGCUGAGCUCAGAAGAAGACAUCAAGGGACUCAGCAGAGACAAACAAGGGACAGAGCAAUUCUGCCUCCCUCACCGUGUCUUUGCGCCUGUAAAAGCGAGCGGGCCUUUGUUUGUGUGUGACUACCAGUUCAACGACGAGGACCCAACUGAGGUGAUUGACAGGUUGAAAGAAAUGCUGGACAUUGACACAGCAGAUAAAGACUUGGAUACUAAGUUGGAGAUUGCUGCUGAAAUCCUUAAACCAGCAGAUUGCUUAUUUCCAGAGGCCCCUGUUGAAAAUGUUGAAGUACAAGCGCCUAUCAGAAACCGCUACAUAGGUGUUGCCAUGGCUACAGUCGUUGCCCUACUCGCUGCGGCUGCCUCAAUUCUCUCUCUCAAUGACAUUUGACACACAUGCAUACCAAAAUAAAAUGUAUAUGGUUGAGGGGAAGCGAGCCAUGUGUCAGAU